UUGAACAGAACUCGCAGUCCUAGCUUGAAAGUACCAAAGGCAUUGUCGUGUAAGACAUGAUGACCAAUGCUGGUUUUCACCCUUUCUCUCACUCAGACCGACCACGCUUCUCUGAGUUUCCCCGUUGCUUCACCUCUUCUUCUUCUUCUUCUUCUUCUUCUUCGGCGUCUCUCUCUAUUCCCAACCGUCCUCCUCUCAGAUACGCCGUGCUUGGUGCUGGUUUUGCUGGAAUCUCUGUUGCCUGGCACCUGCUUAAGGAGUGUCCAAAGGAGCUGAGAAUAAGUGUCGAUAUAUAUGAUGAAACUGGCAUAGGAGGUGGAGCUUCUGGAGUCUCUGGAGGGCUCCUCCACCCUUAUUCUCCUAAAGGUAAGCUACUUUGGCAUGGUGCUGAGUGUUGGAGAGAGUGUUUAGAGCUCUUAAAUGUUGCCGAGACAGCGGCUUCUUCUGGUUACCCAUCUGCGGAGAAGGGAGACUAUAACGAGUAUUUCGGAAAUUUUAUGGUUAGAAGAAGGGGAAUCUUGAGACCAGCAACAAAUGCCAAGACUUUAGAUUUGAUGAGUGAUAAUGCUCGAAACUGCCUUGCUAGUUGCUUAGUAGAGACUAUUGACAGAGAUGCUGCACAAAAUCUUGUCCCCAAUCUAUGCCUGCCUUUGAACUGCGCCUUCUCUUUUCCAGGCGCGAUGAAUGUUAAUCCGCAGCUAUAUCUCCAGGCACUCUUUCUUGCAUGCCAGAACUCAGCAAGCACAUCACUUGGUAGGAAAAACGUAACCUUGGUGAAGAAAUCUAUAGAUGAUGUGCUUGAACUUGAAGGAGAAUAUGAUGCAGUUGUAAUAUGUCUUGGAUCCAAGGUAGACUUUCUUACAGGACUUACUGGAAAGCUCCCUUUAAGGACAUGCCGAGGUGUCAUUACUCAUUUGCAGUUACCCGAGAGUGCUAGGGGUUACCCUGAUGGUGGACCUUCAAUCUUGUCAGAUGCAUGGCUCGCAGUUCAGGGAUCUCGUAAUCUACACAUGGGAUCCACAUGGGAAUGGCAAUCAAGAAAUUAUUCAUCGGAUGUUACAGCAGAGGAAGCUUCAAGAGCUCUCGCCGAGCUUCUUCCGAAGGCGAGUGCAGUUUAUCCAGACAUAGAGAAUUGGAGAUUUGCGGGAGCAAGGGCGGGGUUGAGAGCAAUGCCGCCUGUCACAAGCCAUGGGUCACUGCCACUCUUGGGAUGUGUAAAUAAGCUCAUAGGUGCAGCAGGUGAGUCUAGCAAAUUCUGGGUAUUUGCAGGGCUUGGAUCAAGGGGACUACUCUAUCAUGCUUGGCUUGGGAAACUUAUGGCUAAUGCUGUUUUAAGUUGUAAAGAAGAACAAAUCCCUUCUGAACUAACUUGUUGGAAGAAAAACAAAUAAUAACAUUACUGUUUGCUUAUCAGCCCAAUUAAAUUGUAUUUGAAAAUGUGUAGUAGUCA
Capsella rubella is the source of this 1450-nucleotide messenger RNA. RefSeq names its product putative thiamine biosynthesis oxidoreductase ThiO. The transcript is spliced from 9 exons. Gene Ontology annotation, cellular component: cytoplasm. Gene Ontology annotation, molecular function: oxidoreductase activity. NCBI's taxonomy places the organism in Eukaryota, Viridiplantae, Streptophyta, Magnoliopsida, Brassicales, Brassicaceae. Bases 57 to 1391 code for a protein of 444 amino acids. The record is from RefSeq and is a predicted model, not a curated record.